This is a messenger RNA of Danio rerio (zebrafish), 1915 nucleotides long. NCBI's taxonomy places the organism in Eukaryota, Metazoa, Chordata, Actinopteri, Cypriniformes, Danionidae. The record is from RefSeq and is a predicted model, not a curated record.
ACACUAUUAUGAUUAGUAAUGUGUUGAAGGAAAUAUUCAAUAUUAUUUCUAAGUACGAUUUAAUAUUUAUAUUAACAUUUAGAGAUUAUUUUCCAUGGUCCAUUGUGAGUCUGUAAACAUAAGCGUCUGUGUGUCAUUUGAUAGUCGAGGCUUUAGAGGGCGCUGUGUUUAUAUGAGCAGGGCUGCGCAUGCGCGGUGUGCUUUGUGUACUUUCCUAUUGCUUGGGUUCAUCCGAGCUCAGUUUAUUCCGCAUUUUAAACGGCAGAGAUGAGCUUUUACUUACUGUAGAUUCAAUAAACGUCGAGCGUGUUUUACAUGCGGGCAGACUGACCGUCUUUAUUCUGCUCCAGGAUGACACGAGCAGAUUAUCGACGCUUUGUUCAGCGCGGAGAAUGUCUGAAUGUAUGAUCGAGUGUCAAAUAACAUCGCUCAUAAGCUGCGGAUGACUCUUCGACUGUACAGAAUUACUGUGUUUAUGAGCAACCCUAAAAGCUGAAAGUGUGCAGAAGCAGUGUAUAAGCAUGACCCUGGCUAUGACCCCUGCUGCCGUGUGCCAAUGCUUCACUCUGGUGUCGCUCUGCACCUCCAUCGCAGACCCCAACUGGAUCCAGAUCCAGAACCGCACUGAUGCAAACAACAAGCUGAUGUACGGUGUGGCCUUCACACUGCACGCCUACCAGAACCGCACAGACACAGGUCCUCUCGGAGGGCUAAAUGGAUGGGGAAUGUGGCUGCUGUAUGUGCUGACCGCUCUCUGCUACAGCGCCGUCCUGUUGUCCAGCUCUUCGUUUCUGCUGGAUUUCCUCAAAGCUGCGGUCAGUCAAUCCAGACUGAUUACAACACUGCACGUCUCUACAGCACUGAACUGUGGGGCAGUGGUGGGUGUGUGUGUGGCCUGUGUGUGUGUGAUCAAACACAAUCUGCAGCGAGGGAAGCACGUCUCGCUGUUAAACCGCACUGAAGGCAGUCCAGAACUCUCCGUGUCUCUUGGAGAAAGUCUUUAUAUCCAGAUCCUGGGCCUGCUUUUCUCUGUACUGGCGUGUGUUUCUGCGCUGCGGCCGCGAGCUCAGCCCAUAAGACUGCAUGCAGAGGGAGCCGACAGCGAUACGGAGCCUCUGAUUGGAGGAGCCGAGGAGUAAACAAACAGGUUCAUGUAUGUUCGAUAGCUGUGUUUCCAUCCUCUAUUUUCAUGCACAUUUUGGAUUAUUGCAUUAAGAAAUUGUUUGAUGUAAGGGAGGCGCAGUGGCUCAGUGGUUAGCACUGUGGCCUAACAGCAAGAAGGUUACUGGUUCGAGCCUCGGCUGGGUCAGUUGUCGUUUCUGUGUGGAGUUUGCAUGUUCUCCCAGUGUUGAUGUGGGUUUUCUGCGGGUUCCCCCACAGUCCAAACACAUGCACCAUAGGGGAAUUGACGAUCUAAAUUGGUUAUUGUGCAUGUGUGUGAAUGAGUGUGUAUGGGUGUUUCCCAGUGAUGGGUUGCAGCUGGAAGGACAUCCGACUCCUGAUAAAUAAGGUACCUUCUUGCUGUGAGGCUACAGUGCUAAAUACUGACCCACAGUGUUGCCCUAUUGUGUUUUCAAUUCAAAUGAGUUAGGAAAUCUCCACUGUAAAAAUGCUGGGUUGUUGUAACCCAACACUGGGUCAAAUAUGGUCAAACCCAACCAUUGAAUUACAAAAAAGUAACAUAAAUUAAAUUUAAAAAAUUAACCCAAUGUUGAGUUUGUUAAUAUUCGACCCAAUGUUGUAUUAGGACAACCCAGCAGAUUUAACAAGAUCAGUUCCGGUCAAUAACAGAGUAAAAAUACAUCAAUUAUUAAACUAAAUAAAACUAUAUUAUUAAUUGAACUCAUUCAUUCAUCAAUCAUUUUUUUUUCAGCUCAGUCCCUUUAUUAAUCUGGGGUCGCCACAGUGGCAUGAA